Rotaria sp. Silwood1 is the source of this 1071-nucleotide messenger RNA. NCBI's taxonomy places the organism in Eukaryota, Metazoa, Rotifera, Eurotatoria, Philodinida, Philodinidae. The record is from the annotation of a GenBank genome assembly.
AUGGAACAUGAUUAUGUUUCUAUUCCAAAUAGUCAGAUAUUAUCUGAUGAAAUGCUGAAAAAACCACAAACAUCUAACAAUAAAUUUAAAAAUGAUGAAACAAUUGACAAAUUUCAAUACAAUAGAUCGAUAUCACUCAAUCCUGAAUAUCAUCAAUCACAAGAAGCUAAUCUACAUAAAAGAACCUCUUUAACAAUCAAUCUUCAAAAUACGAGAGAUCAAUCUCGAGAAUCAAUCAAAAACAAGACAAUAAUUAAACAUAUACAAGAAAAUAAUUUACUUUCAAUUGAAUCAACAAACAAUAACAAUAAAUUAAAUACUGAACAAUAUGAACAAACAAAACCAAUAUCUGAUGAUUAUUCACCGAUACGUCGAUUGCUCGAACCAAAUUGUGCAGGAAUACGAAGUCGAAUUGAAUUACUUGGUCAAUUAAUUUCAAGCAAAAAACUUGAUUCAAUACCUAAUGAAUACGAUCAAAUGAAAGAUAUUAUUGCAGCCAUUGAACGAAACGAUCGUUUUCAAUCAGAUUCAGAUGGUAAAUAUCUUCAUCACUUAACGAAUGCAGCAAAAAGUAAUUUAAAUAGUGAUUUAAACAAUCUUGAUGAUGAAAUAUACCGUCAAUUUGGACUUCAUUCUGUUGAAGUUACUGGUGAUGGAGCAUGUGCCUUUCGAGCUACUCUCAUAUCUGGAUUACACCAACCUGAUGUGUAUCAUAGUGAAUUACGUGAAAGAGCUAUUGAACAAGUAUUGAAUAAUAUAGAUUAUUAUUCAACUGUAUUAAGACCUGGUGAAAAAGUUAGUGAGAAAGAAUUGAAAGAUUGGACAAACUCAAUGGCUGAUCCAAACACCUAUGGAGACGAAAUGGCUAAUAUGGCUAUAGUAGAUAGAUAUCACAUUCAAUUGGUUAUUUUUCGUGCUGGAGAAUUACUUACUGUUGUUAAUCCACGUGACGGAUAUGUUAAACAUACAGCAUUUCUUGUCAAUGUCGGUACACAUUAUAAAGCACUUGUACCUGGUUAUGAAUUAGAAGAAGCACGUAGAAAUUCUGAACGUCUCUCAAAAAAAACUUAG